AAUCGUUAAUUACCUUGUUCGAUCAUCGUACAUUGUGUUCAGUGUUAUAUUCUAAUUUUUUAUUUAUAAUGUAUUUUUAAGAUUAACAAUUACUUUAAUGAUUGCUAAAAUUUCAAUAAAAUGCCGAAGAAAGUUCCGCUUAGUCGAAAUGAAAUACAACCUACAUUUAAAGGAUUUCUUGAAAGAUUUAAAAGUAAACGUAACAUACAAACCAGUACAUCAUCAGAUAUAAAUUCACAGUUAAAUGAAAAAACAUCUAACAAUUAUGAAUCUCAUACUACCGACAAAUUGGAAACAACUUCUAGAAUGUCCAUUAUAUCUAUCGAUAGUUCUGAGGAUUCGUUACUGAAAACUCCUGCAAAGAUAAGCAAUAACAAUUUGAAAGUAUCGCUUGAAGAUUUCAUGGAAGAGAAAACAUUGGCGGUUGAUGAAUACAUACCAAAACUUUCAAUGUUUAAAAAUGUACAAAAACCAAAAAUUAAAUUUAUUUUAUCAUCGGAUAGUGAAGAUAACGAAGAAGUAAAACCAUGUUUGAGUUUAAAUAGAAAGAAUAUGAAGAUAACAAUUAAUGAUAGUAUUGAAGAAUCUGUAUCCGGUUAUUGUUCUUCGUCUGUUAACAAAAAAGAUAAUGUAGUUACUAAUACAUCUUUGCUAACAUCUCCCGAAAGUGAUGUCUUAAAAGCGGAAAUUGAAAAUAAUACAAUAGAAAGUGAUUGUCCAAGAACUCCGAAAAAGUAUAUGAGGACUAAAAGAAAAGAAAAUAUUGUGAUAUCUGAUUCUGAUAGUCAUAGUCCAGAUUUUAAGAAAAGUCCCCAAAUAACUCCUAAAAAAGAAUGGGUUGGACCGGACUUUAAGUUAAAUUUAAAACCUUUAGGUUUGGGAAAACAGUUGGACCCUUGGAUACAAUCUGCAAAAGAGAGAUCUAUAAUGUCUUCAGUACCUGUCACGAAAGAUAAAUUAGAAGACAGAUACGAGCAUUUAAAAGAUUUUCAAAUAGAAAUUCUAGAAAAGUGUUAUAACGCUUUAAACGAAAUUCCAUUACCUGUCUUAGAAAAGUUUCCAAAUUUCAAUGCGCGUACAUUUCAAGAUUUAAAAAUUUUAUAUCAGCAUGUUAAAGCAAAAAUACGUUUGAUCAAGACGAAAUUAAUGCAUGUACAAGCGAAUGAAAAUCAAAUGCCUGUUAACGAAAAGUUAUGUGAAAUUACGAAUAGCUCAACAUUAUCUAAAAUAACAGAAAAUUUAAAUCAACAAUCAAUUUUAAGUAUAUCGGAUGACAGUUUUAGUAUGUCUACCAUUAAUUCCACCAAUGUAGAAACAAACUUUGAUAACAUAGUAGAACAGAAUUGCACACUUUCGCCAAUAAUAAAAGAAUCUUGUCCACCCUUGCAAAAUAAGAAUGGAUUCCAAGAAAAGGAACAGAAAUACAAUAGAAAUUUACAUUGUUCUCCCAUUCAGACUAAAUCAAACGAUUCUGUAGUUCAAAGUAAAAAAGGUACAUUUCAGUUGAAGAGGCCUAUUAAAGCAACUUUAGAUACAGAAGUUUCUAAGCGGAUAGGAGAACUGUGGAAGAAAGAAGAAAAAUCUAGAGCCAUCAAUGCUGAAGAGACAAUUCCUAGUUCUAAUGCACACACAACUGUUAAUAGUCUAUAUAAAUCGGAAAGAAUUGAAAGUAAUGAAAAUACAUGCGCUGUACAGGAAAGAAAGGAAAACUAUCAAAUCAGUGACAAGUUCAAAUAUGGAAACACUCAAAAUAAUUGGAGCAAUACCUUAGGUGUUCAUGAUGAUAACUCAUAUUCUGAAGACAUAGUUGACUGUUUAACACAAGAACUUGAACAGUUUCCAGCAUUAAACAAAGAUUGUAACAUAAAGCCGAGUUUGAAUUCAUCUGACACUAAGAGUAUUAAUAACAAGGAUGACAAAGAACAAAAAAAAUCUAAUACAAAUACUCAAAUAGGAGUUUUUACUGGAGAUUAUAAAAAUGAUGGUAUCAGUGGUGAAUUUGACAGUUUAACAUAUCCUCAUUCACGGGAAAUGUUAAAGGUUUUCAGACAAAUAUUUGGAUUGUAUUCAUUCAGGCCAAAUCAGUUGCAAGCAAUUAACGCUGCACUAUUGGGAUUUGACUGUUUUGUUUUAAUGCCAACCGGAGGAGGAAAAUCCUUAUGCUAUCAGCUACCAGCACUUUUAUUGCCUGGUGUAACGCUUGUAAUUUCCCCAUUGAAAAGCCUUAUUCUUGAUCAGGUUCAAAAGCUCACAUCUCUCGAUGUUCCAGCAGCACAUAUGUCUAGCGCAUUAAGUGACAAUCAAGCAGAGGGGAUAUAUAGAGAACUUUCAAAAAAAGAACCUGCUCUUAAAUUAUUGUACGUAACACCGGAAAAAAUAUCUGCAUCUCAGAAAUUGUGCAAUUUUUUAACUACUUUAUACGAAAGAGAAUUAUUGGCAAGGUUUGUUAUUGACGAAGCACACUGUGUAAGUCAAUGGGGUCAUGAUUUUCGACCCGAUUAUAAAAAAUUAAAAUGUCUCAGAGAAAAUUAUCCUAAAGUGCCGACAAUUGCUCUAACAGCAACAGCUACUCCGAGAGUUAGAACCGACAUACUGCAUCAAUUAGGUCUUACCAUGCCAAAAUGGUUCAUGUCAAGCUUUAACAGGCCCAAUUUAAGGUACAGUAUAAUUGCAAAGAAGGGGAAAAAUUGUUCAGACGAAGUUAUAGCUAUGAUAAAAACGAAGUAUAAACAUGAUUGCGGUAUUGUUUAUUGUCUAUCCCGUAAAGAUUGUGACCAAUAUGCAAUGCAAAUGAAGAAAAAUGGUAUCCGAGCAUUAAGUUAUCAUGCUGGGCUAACAGAUAGUAAUAGAAGCGAUACCCAAAGUCGUUGGAUUUCAGAAGAAAUUAAAGUUGUCUGCGCGACAAUAGCAUUUGGAAUGGGUAUUGAUAAACCAAAUGUGCGUUUUGUAAUACACGCUGCUCUUCCGAAAUCCAUUGAAGGUUAUUAUCAAGAAAGUGGCCGCGCUGGUCGCGAUGGAGAGAAUGCAGACUGCAUCUUGUUUUAUAAUUACGCUGAUAUGCAUAGAAUAAGGAAACUGUUUGAGAUAGAUAACAACGCAACCCCUGCUGUACUGAAAACUCAUAUGGAUAAUUUGUUUAAAAUGGUAUCAUUUUGUGAAAAUAAAACAGAUUGUCGUAGAACAUUGCAACUGAAUUAUUUUGGUGAAGUGUUCAGUCGAGAACAAUGCAUUGCUAAUAAAGCAACAUCGUGCGAUAACUGUAGAAAUAAAGAUGAUUUCACUAUGCUAGACGCAACAGAUCAUGCGAAACAAAUUAUGAAAGCUGUACGUGAUAUUAAUCAAACGAAACAAUGCAAUCUUACAUUAGUAUUUCUUACAGAUAUUUUUAAAGGAUGCGACCUCAAGAAAAUUAGGGAUUCAGGCCUUACUAAGCAUCCUUUGUAUGGUCUUGGAAGAUCGUGGAACAGAGGCGAUAUAGAACGUCUACUGCAUUACAUGGUACUUAAAGACUAUUUAAAAGAACAAAUGUAUAUCAAUAACGACAUUGCUUGCGCCUAUCUAAAAAUUGGUCCAAAUGGUGGUGAACUUAUGACCAAACAGGAUGUAAAGGUUUUGAUUCCUAUGAGGUCGUCAAAUAGCAAUUCUGCUGCAGUGGCAACGGUGUCCACAGUUACAAAGAAAAUUGAUAAAGUUGUUUUGGAAUUACAAAAUCGUUGUUACAAGGAGUUAAUGGAAAUAAUAAAAGGGAUUGCCGGGGCGCUCGAUAUUUCAACAUCCUCCGUUAUGAAUAUGAUAGCAAUCAGAGCUAUGAGUCAAAAACUUCCAGACAGUGAGGAAGCUAUGUUACAAAUACCACAUGUUACCAAAGCAAACUUUGAAAAGUAUGGAAAAGCUCUGUUGGAUAUAACGCAAAAAUAUGCCGCAGAAAAAUAUGUACUACUAAGCGAGGAAAAAUCUGAUAGUAACGAUGAUGACGAUGACGAUACGUGGAAUAACAGUGCUAUUUAUUCCGAUAAAUCUACUAGAUCCGGUGGUAGGAAGCGCAAAGGUAAAGGCAAUUACCGAAAUAGUACUAAAAAGUUCAAGCGGGCUACAUCAAGUACAUGGGGGAAAAAAGCUGCUACAACAAAAGCAGCUACAACAAAAGCAAAAGGCACAACUUCAAGUAAAGGGCCAGGACUUGUAAAUUUUACCCAAAACAAAGAAUAUCUGUCGAAUCCACAUAGAUAUGUGCAGUUUAGUUAUUUCAAAUCAGAAUAUGAAAACUUUACUGCAUCGUCGUUACAAGCUAUUGAUUCAAUUCUUCCUAUGGAUGAUACAAUAUUAAACAAUAUUGAAAAUGACGAGAGUUUAAAUAAUCUUGCUCAUGAAUGGACCAAGUACGAUACGUUUGAAUUUCAUGAAAAUUCCAAGAAGUCACCAUCUAUUAUCAAUAAUAAAGGAGACGAGAGAACAGAAAUUAUAAAGGAAGAUGCCUUGUAUACAACUUGUAAUGUAUCGAGCAAAAAAAAUAAUCUAUGGCAAGACGAAACAUUUAUAAAUAAAGUAUGUACGCAAUUUGUUUCUUCCGAUGAAAGAGGCAGUACCUUGGAAUGUCCCACUCAGAUAUUUACAAAAAAAUGUGAAAAUUGUACAGAGAAAGAAAGUUGCACACCAAACAUAAAUUCAAUAAAUAAGCAACAGAAUGUAAAUUUAUUAAAGAGAAAUACGAUUGACCACAGCAAUGAUAUACCAUAUAAAGUGCAUUGUUCGGAGGAUAUGGAAACAAAUGAAUGCUAUGUAAACAAUGAUUACCUAGAUUCAACAAAACAUUGUGCAUUUUAUGGUUUACCGGAUACAGUAAAGAAGCUUUUUUUACAAAUUAGGGGCAUUGAUAAACUCUAUAAAUGGCAAGAUGAAUGUUUAAAUCUAGAUGCAGUAAAACAUAGAAAGAAUUUAAUUUAUGCUCUUCCAACAAGUGGAGGUAAAACAUUAGUUGCAGAAAUAUUGAUGUUAAAAGAACUUAUAUGUAAUAAAAAAAAUGCAAUGUUUAUACUGCCAUUUGUUGCUAUAGUACAAGAAAAGGUUCAAGCAAUGGCUCCAUUCGCAUUACAAUUGGAUUUUCUAAUCGAGGAAUAUGCAGCAUCGAAAGGAAUUUAUCCACCAAAAAAGCGUCGUAGAAAAAACAGUAUAUACAUAUGUACUAUAGAGAAGGCAUUAGGUUUAAUAAACAGUUUAAUAGAAGCAAAUCGUUUCGAUGAGAUUGGUACUAUAGCUGUGGAUGAAAUACAUCUGCUUGGCGAAGGUGGAGGAAGAGGUGCUACAUUAGAAGUUCUUUUGACAACGGCAUUAUAUGUUAAUGAGAAUAUUCACAUUGUUGGAAUGAGUGCAACAAUAGGCAAUUUAGAGGAAAUAGCAGAAUUUUUAAACGCGGAUUUAUACACUGGAAAUUUUCGGCCUGUUGAAAUUAAAGAGUAUAUCAAAUGCGAUGAUAAUAUUUGGUUGCUUGAUAUGAGAACAGAAGAAUUAUUGACGGAUUUAAAAAAAAUUAAUUAUCGCUAUUCGAGUGAUGCGGCAGUCAUAGAUCCAGACAGAAUUGGAGGUUUGGUAAUGGAUGUAGUACCAGGAGAUUCGUGCCUUAUAUUUUGCUCAAAUCGUAAAAAUUGUGAAAAUGUUGCUUUGUUGUUAACGAAAGUUCUGUUCACAUCGUUGAAAAAUUGUAAAAAGGACGAGAAGCAGAAGUUAGUGAGUGCACUUGAAACAGAAGAAGGCCUUUGUCCAAUUUUACGUAGAACUAUACAAUUUGGCGUAGCGUAUCAUCAUUCUGGUCUCACAUCCGAGGAAAGGCGGUUAUUGGAAGAUGCUUUUAGAGUAGGAACUCUUUGUGUAAUAUGUUGUACAUCGACAUUAGCAGCUGGAGUAAACUUGCCAGCAAGAAGGGUGAUAUUAAGAAGUCCAUAUAUUGGUGCCGAGUUUUUGAGUUUGAGUAAAUACAGACAAAUGAUAGGAAGAGCCGGUCGUGCUGGUAUGGGCAAUAUCGGAGAAAGUAUACUUCUAUGUAAAAACAACGAAUUACUCAAAGUAAAAGAACUUUUACUAUCGAAAAUGGAUGAUUCUUUAAGUACAUUACACCUAAACAAAGACAGAGGUAUAAAUAACUUAAUUCUGAGUGCUACAUUGUUUUCUAUAGCAACAAGUAGAUCUGAAUUGCAUAAAAUAGUAAAAAGAACGUUACUCAAUAUUCAGCAAAAACGUUUAAAUGUAAAUGUUACGCAAAUCGUGGACGAAGUGAUAAUUGCAUUCUUAAAAAGUGGUGUAAUAAAAGUGAAGAGUAUAGAAAAUAAUAUUGAUGAGUUUAAACCAAAUUUAAGUGUUGCUAUUCCAUCGCAAGGUAUAUGUUUCAACGAUAAAAGUAUAGAAAUAAAAGGGAAAAAGAGAGUAGCGCUAACAAGUGAAACUAAAUUAGAACUUUGUGACCUGGGACGAGCAGCUAUAAAAGGUAGUAUAGACAUGCAGUGUGCAUACACAUUAUAUCAGGAUUUAAAGAGAGCACAAGAACAUUUAAUUCUUCUUGACUAUUUACAUUUGUUGUAUAUUCUUACUCCAUAUGGGGUGGUAUCUCAAUUACAACCAGUUGGAUCAAUUUAUUAUGAUGUGGUAAUUAAUUUAUCAGAAACACAAAUGAAAACAGCAAGACUUCUUGGGAUAAAUGAAACAACUAUUAGUAAAAUUCGCAAUGGUUUAAUACCUAAAAAUUUAGAAUCAAGAGUGGUUCAAAGAUUUUAUGUGACAUUAAUAUUGUAUGAUUUAUGGACACACCAUGCAGUUUACACAAUAGCGGACAAGUAUCAAGUAAAUAGAGGUAUUAUACAAAAUCUUUUGUCCGCUGUAUCAUCCUUUGCAUCUUCUGUGGUUCGAUUUUGCCAGGAGUUGGAUGAAUUUUGGGCGUUCAGAGAUUUGUUAAAUGUGUUCAGUAAAAGAUUAUCUUAUUGUUGUCCUUCGGAGUUGGAGGCAUUGAUGGAGUUGCCGCUAGUGAAGAUUGGUAGAGCGCGCCAAUUGUACAAAGCAGGUUAUAGAACAGUACAGUGUAUAGCUAAAGCAAAGCCAAUGGAUUUACAAGAAAGUAUUUCAUAUUUAAGUAAAAACGCCGCAAACAAAAUAAUUGAAGUUGCCAAACUGUUAAUAUUGGAAAAGAUAGAAGAUUUAAAAGACGAAGCAGACGACGUUUUAGAUGGUAUACAUAUGGAUAGUUUGAAAAUGUUUGAUUCGUUGAUUGUGUAA
Messenger RNA from Colletes gigas, 7260 nucleotides. RefSeq lists its product as uncharacterized. Bases 121 to 7260 code for a protein of 2379 amino acids. The transcript has 31 exons. The record is from RefSeq and is a predicted model, not a curated record. Gene Ontology annotation, biological process: DNA repair; DNA replication; DNA recombination. NCBI's taxonomy places the organism in Eukaryota, Metazoa, Arthropoda, Insecta, Hymenoptera, Colletidae. Gene Ontology annotation, molecular function: ATP binding; 3'-5' DNA helicase activity; nucleic acid binding.